UUUAUAUUAUCUCUCAGUGUCCGAAGAUGAGAGGAAUACUAUUGAUAAUUGUACUCCAGGUGGCAGCAGGGUCAGCUCAAGACGAUUUAGCAUCGUGGGGAAACCAUGGUUUCGAAGUUUACAGGACAAAAACAUGGCAGGAUGGGGACAAUUUAAUCCUUGGCUGCAUUCAUCAGGAAUGGUUGAUGAGGGAGAGCUGUGAUUGGACCGUCACACUAUCUGAUAACUCUGUAGCCACCUACACAACCUUUCCUAAUGGUUCCGUUUUCCAGGAUGGAGAACUGGUGGAGUCUGUACAAGGAUAUGAUCUAGAAAAAUGGAAUUCUACUUGUGCAAUCCAAAUUCAAAACUUUCAAUUAGAGUUAUUCGGAGAGGAGUGGAACUGUCUACUCAAGUUUUCAAAUCCUAUUUUUGAAAAUCAACCUUUAUCUACACACAUUCAAGGGGUACUGCACCUUGAGGAUGAUUUGAGAACAGACCUGGAGCAAGAAAUAGUUCCAACCCACUACACUCUCAGUUUACGUCCUGAUUAUUUAUCUACCUUAUCAAACAUAGAGUAUACUGGAGCAAUCACAAUGGAUUUUAUAAAUGAGGAGGAUAGAUCUGAAUUUAUAUAUUUCCACGUGGAUGGUCUAGACCUAACUUCUGCCACCAUUACCAACUCAGAUGGAGAUGAAGAUCUGUCAAUUGACACCCUUCUAUUUGACUUCCAAAAAAGUACAGCUGGUGUAAAAUCAGACAGGAUUUUGCUUAAAUCAGCAGAGUACAGCCUUCAAAUGAAUUUCUUUGCAAAUCUCUCAAGAGGAGAUUAUUCAGCGUAUGGUUUGUAUAAAACAAAGUGUAGAGAAGGAGAAGAGAAGUAUUGCUGGUUUACCCAGUUUGAAUCAACAUCCGCAAGAAAUGCAUUUCCAUGCAUAGAUAAUCCUGAUUACAAGGCAACUUUUGACAUUUCGGUGGAUUUCCUGGAAGGAUGGAAUGUGCUUUCAAAUAUGCCUAGCUUAGGAACGGUUGAUGUUGAUGAGGAUUGGAAAAGAGAGAUAUUCCAAACAACGGUUCCAAUGUCAACCUACUUAAUUGCAUUCUCAAUUUCAGAUUUUAUUGGAAUCUCUAGCAAUGAUGACAGAUUUCUAACAGUAUGGUCUGACCGCCAGGAUAUAGAGAAGGGUCUGGGAAAUUACUCUGCUGACCUUGGGAUGCAAGCUUUGGAACUUUAUGAAAACUUGUUCAAUUCAUUUUAUCCAUUACCUAAGAUGGAUAUGGUUUCUGUCCCUGGGAAGGGUGGUGCUAUGGAAAACUGGGGUUUGGUUUUGUACAGUCCUGAUACUAUCCUGUAUGAUCAAGAGGAAGCAGACCUUGAGAGACAUUGGAGAGUAACAGAAGUAGUUCUCCAUGAGUUAGCGCAUCAAUGGUUUGGGAACCUGGUCACAAUGAAGUCCUGGAGUCAGACCUGGUUAAAUGAAGGGUUUGCAACCUAUGUUUCCCAUCUAGGAGGAGAUAUACUUACCCCUGAUUUAAACUCCUGGGGUAGAUUUGUAGCGCAUAGGAUGCUGGUUGUUAUGCAAGAAGAUGAGAACCCGGAGUUAAGCUGGGCUCUAUCCGACGAUUAUGUCUCUAGGGGGGAUAUUCAACGCAAGUUUGGAGGAAUAACUUAUCACAAAGGAGGAAGUAUAAUUAGAAUGAUGGAGUUUAUUUUAACCCGAGAUACGCUGAUAAAAGGACUUUCUGAUUACCUUGGGAAGAUGGCGUUCAAGAAUUCAAUUGAGGAAGAUCUAUUCUCAUCUUUAGAGGCUGCUGGUUUGGAGGACGGUACCUGGCCUCAAGCUGGGUUAUCCUCUUUUACGGAGGUUAUGAAGUCCUGGACAAAUACUGCCGGGUUUCCUCUGGUUACUGCUGAAUACAACCAGGAGACAGGUAUUCUUAAUCUCAAGCAGAAGUGGUAUAACACAGACGGAGCAACUGAUUCGUCCAAAAUUUGGCCGAUUCCUAUCUCUAUCCGAGUUGGUCCGGAUACAGAUUAUUCUCUCUGGUUGAAGAAUACAGACUCUAACUUUGAGAUUGAUGUUCCUAUAGGAUAUACUUAUAUUCUUAACCAUCAAGCUGCAGGGUUCUUUAGAGUAAACUAUGAUUCUGAGAACUGGAGAAUAAUCGGUGAAGUUUUGAGAAUUGAACGCGACAUUAUUCACCCUUUCUCCAGAGCACAAAUAAUCUGUGACGUCAUCAGUUUCCUGAACACAGGAAAUAUAUCACAGGAGAUAGCGGAUUUUGUGCUCGGGUACAUAGACGUGGAGGAUGAUAGCACUGUACUGCUGGCGUACAAGGAGUGUAGUACACCUGCAGCUGACAGGGAUCAUGCACAAAUGGAAAAAAUAUAAAAUAUGUUUUUUUAUUUGUUGAAAUUAAAAUAAAAAAUGUUAUAGGUAAC
Messenger RNA from Eurytemora carolleeae, 2422 nucleotides. RefSeq names its product puromycin-sensitive aminopeptidase-like protein. Gene Ontology annotation, cellular component: cytoplasm. Gene Ontology annotation, molecular function: zinc ion binding; metalloaminopeptidase activity; peptide binding. The record is from RefSeq and is a predicted model, not a curated record. The coding region runs from base 27 to 2372 and encodes 781 amino acids. NCBI's taxonomy places the organism in Eukaryota, Metazoa, Arthropoda, Copepoda, Calanoida, Temoridae. Gene Ontology annotation, biological process: proteolysis; peptide catabolic process. The transcript has 25 exons.